AUUUGAUCGAGUGCCCGAGAUCCGCCAUUGCUACUAUAAAUAGUACUGUUCAGAAGUUUAAACUCGAACAAAACAAGAAAGAGCUGAAAAUGAGGAAGAUGUCAAGACGAAAAAACCAAGAACUACAAUCGACAACAGAGAGAGGGAUCAUGCUGAAGAUUCCGAAAUGCUAAGAGAGGCAAUAAAAGUCAGCAAAAGGUGAAAACUAAAAUCAUGGCUGCACAUUACGUUACCGGAGCAAAGACAGAUGAAAUUUUUACCAAUCUGACAGUAUAUUAUGCAGAUAAAAAACAAGAGAAAAAAGAGCAAGCAAAAGACCUGGGUAGAAGUGAACUGCUUCAGGGAUACACCAAAAGAACGAUGGAUCGUAAAGUUGAAAAAUACGAAAAUGUUUUUAAUGACAUGAAAGGAGAAAAUCCAAAAUUACUUCUUAUCGGUAAAGCCGGGAUAGGUAAAACCUUUCUCUGUGAGAAAGUCAUACGAGAUUGGUCUAUGAAUAGAAUAUUUCAAAACGAAAACACUCCUAAUAUUCAGUUCGCCUACCUGUUGAAGUUCCGUCAGCUCAGUAAACAGGGCGACAAAGAGAUUAAUUUACAAGAACUACUGAAUUGUUCGCCCCUUCUUGACGACAAUUCAGUCAUUGACGAUUCAUUAUUUGAACAUUUGAUUCAAAAUCCCUCCAAGGUACUGAUCAUCUUGGACGGGUUUGAUGAAUGUUCAGAACAGCACCGUAAACAAAUCGCUAGCGAUUUUGAGAAAAAAUAUCCAAAUGAUUCCAAAAAAGAAAUGCCAAUCCCUGCACUUUGUUCUAAAUUGAUUAGAGGAAAGCUUUUAAGAAAUGCUGUUGUUCUGGUAUCUUCAAGGCCAGGCAAGGCUGAGGAGUUGGGGAAAAUCAAAUUUGGCCGAUACGUAGAAAUCUCGGGCUUUUCACCUGAACAAGUCAUCGAGUAUGUUGACAAAUAUUUCGGUGGACCAGGAAAAGAACAAACAAGAAACGAUGAUACCAUACCUAGUGAAAUUCGCGCCCGCGGUCCAGAAGCACUGAAAGCGUAUGAAGAAGCCCUUGAAAGUGGAAAAACAAAAAAUCGGCGUUUACUUAUUAUGGUAGUGGGACCGGCGCGCGCAGGAAAGACGAGCUUACUGAAAUCAUUAAACGGAGAAAAGUAUGACCCAAAAGAAGACAGCACUGAUGGGAUUCAGCUGCAGCGCACAUUUUGCAAGUCACAAGAAAACUGUUGGAGUAAGGAAAGUACCAAAGGAAUCUCAUACGCGGACUGCAUGGCCGACAUUAUUCAUAAAAAUCUUCAAGGCGGAGAUGACAGCGAAGAAAUACACGAUAAGAACUUUGCUAAAGCCAGACUGAAGGAGUCCACAGAAAAGUCGGUAGAAUCCAGUGAAAGUCUCUCAAAGAAUGAUGACGAUGAUCGCGACGAGGAUCACGAUAAUGAUGAUGACGCAGUUGAAGAUGAUGACGUGGAUGAAGAUGAUGAAGCGGAUGAUGAUGAUGACGCGCAUGGUAAUGAUGAUGACAAAAUGAAUGCGAUUAAAGUCGAGUCUGAAGAAAUGAAUGAAGAAGCUAACGAAGAGCGGGAAAACCAAGAAUAUAUAAGCGAGAAAAGUGCCGCAAAUCUCCCAAAACCUAUUGAAGAAAAAUUAAUCAAGUUAAUGGGUUCCAAAAUGAGUGAUAAGACGAACCGAGAGAAUGAAGUGUAUAUUAAAUCGCUAGACUUUGCUGGUCAGGCUGUCUACAAUGUCAUCCAUCCCAUAUUUCUAACUUCAAAAGCAGUUUUCAUUCUAGUUUAUAAUUUGAAAAAUGUUCCACAUGAUCUCAUGAAAUCCAUAGUCCAGGAAGAUGGCGCAGAAAGAGAACUCGUAGAUCCCUUUGAGAUGACAAACAUGGAAAAUCUGGAGUUAUGGUUGUCCUGCAUUUCUUCCUAUACGGAUAUACAGAGAAUGGCAAAAAUAGACGAAUUGUCAUUGCCUCCUGUUUUCCUAGCCGGGACUCACGCAGACAGAUUUGACGGUAAUCUUGAAGCUGCAAGAAAGAUCAUCCGAGAAAUAUACAAAUCUCUAAGUCCAAGCAAAAACCCAUCUGGCAGUCAUGUUGUGAGGAACGAAAUCUACACCGUGAAUAACAGCGUAUCUGGUAAUGGAGAAAUAAACGAUGAGGUCGUCAGAAAACUCAAGGCAGAUGUUGAGGAUUUGUCAAAGUCUCUUCCACAUAUGAAUGAAGAUAUUCCUAUCAACUGGCUGUGGUUUGAAGAAGAGCUGUCAAACCUUGUAGAGAAUGAAAACAAGAAAUACAUUACAAUCGAUGAAGCUUUGAAGAUAGUCAAUGAGUGUAAGGUGAACACAAGUGCCGAAUCCAAAGAGUUCUUCACGUUGUUAAACUAUUUGCACGACUCGAAGACUGUUAUUUACUUUGAGGAAACUAAGAAAGUAUUCAUUGAUACGGAAUGGCUGGUCAAAGUGUUUACAAAGGUCAUCGAGGUCAGGCCGGUUGAGAAACGAGAUGGCUUUGACGAGUCCUGGGAUAAACUGGAAGAGAAAGGUGUCUUGGACAGAGCCUUGGUGGAACACGUAUGGAAAGGCUUAGUUGAUGAACGAAACACAAUUGAUUCUCUCCUUUUAAUUAUGGAGAAGUUCUCACUUAUUUGUCGUUGGAAUACUAGCGAAGGAGAAGAAGUGUACCUUGUUCCAUGCAUGUUGUGUAACAGCGAGAAGCGAGAAGACAUCGCGAAGUGUCUAGAACAUGAGAAGUCGUCAACAAUGGUCAUUCGUUUUAAUACUUCCCAUGUAUCGCUAGGUAUAUUUCCUAGGCUUUUUGUGGCCAUUGCUGAAGAAUUAAAGAAAAUAUGGCCAAAUCUAGAAAAACCAGAACUUCACAAAAAUUUCUGCAGGAUUUUCGAGAUUGGCAAAGAAAGAAACCUUGAUAUUUGUAUCAUUCAGUCAAGCUUUCAAACAAUCUGUGUAACAGUCUGCAACAUACAGAACAUCGAUGGGCAACAAGUCACUGAGUUUUGCCAGGACUUUCGUAAAUUGCUUGAUCAAAUCUUUGAUGAGAUGUGGCGAAACUUUCCUUGGAUGCAAAACAUGACAUUCGAGUAUGGAAUACUCUGUCCUGUUUGUACAACCUCGUCAAACAAAUGUAAGUCUCACGGUAUGGAGGGAUGCACCCAGGAUACGUGCCUUCACUUUGUGAACGAAAAAGAGUUGAGCGUUGAUACACCGAAGUGCAAGAAGUACGUUGCAAAUCUAGAUAACGUGAUUGAGGAGAAGGCAUAUGUAUACUGGUUCCCAAGACAAGCUCACCAACUGCAAGUUGAAAAAUUUGGAAGAUGUGGAAAUUUUGCCUCGAAUCAUAAAUAUCAGGUGCCUGUUACAGAUUUGCAAGAAACUCUCAACGGAAUGAAACCAUCUAUUGGUGCAAUAAUUGCUAUAAAUAUUAGUAAUGUGCCAGCGUGCGGGGCAACUUGUUUCAGAAUUGGAACCAAGUAUGUUAUUACAAACAAGCAUGUCAUUGAUGACUUAUGUAAAUCGGGUAUCCAAUCAUGGAGUAGCUGUUACGUUGACUUUAACUAUAACGAACGAGGUCAACCUGGCUAUCGUGUUGAUUUCGCACCUAACCCCGUAUCGUUCAUCUGUGAAGAGCUGGACUAUGUCAUUCUCGAGAUGUGCUCAAAAAAUGGUAAUCGUUUACCUCCGAGUGUAACUGACCUAGGUUAUAAUAUUGCCCCACCUGGUCACCAGCUUAAAAGUGGAGAAUAUUUAACGUUUAUUGGGCACCCUGGAGAACGUAGAAAGCAAAUAGAUGUCACCUGUCCAAUCAAGCUUCAACAAGAUAUUCAAAAAGAUCUACAUAAAUAUGAUGCUAGCACCGUAAGCCUGAUACUAGAGGCCUGCAAUCAUCCAGAUCAUGCUACCUACGAUGUAAGCACUUUCUUCGAAGGGGCUUCUGGAUCUCCUGGGAUUUUGAUGGAGAAAAAGCUAUUGGUGGUUCUCCACAAAGGGGGAUUUGAAAAUCGCGCAUUAGAAUUUGGCAUUUUAAUGUCGUCUGUUGUCAAAGAUGUUAUGACAAAGAUAGGAAAUGCUCCAAUUCAAAACGCGCUGGAUGACAUUUUUGGUGGUUCGACUUCCUCAAUAUUUGACCAGCGCUCCUUGGUACCCCUUUCAGAAUCCGAGCGGAACACCCCUACCCAAAUUCUGGGGGAGUACCCUACCCCCCCCGGGGGUAUGACAUGCCGUAACAUUGAAAAUCUUAACGCGUAGUUACGUGCGUAUGGGAUGUCACAGAAAUGUCUUGAUUGACAUCCACCAUAAACCUACUUCUUCGUGAAUGACUAUAACAGUAUAUUAUUAGACACCUAUUGUAAAUUGAUAAUUGCAUUGUUCAUAUACGCUCGGACAACCAGGUAAAGUGAAGGCAGUCUCAAUCAUAGAUUGUCCAUGCAAGCGACGUGUAUGGUCGCUUUAUUAUAGGUGACACUUGCUUGAUAUCAAUAUAGAUAUUAACUAUGAAUAUCUGUAUUAUCUAUUUAAAUCAAACGCUGGACAUUUUAUUAUAGAGCAGUUACGCUAUGGAAUAAGCUAGACCAAUCAAUUAAAUUACGGUGGCUGCCUACUUUUGAACGUUCGCUUUGAGCCCACGAUGUGCGCGCGCUCAAAAACCGCUGAAAAAUCUACAAGAUUUUAUUGAAGAACCAUACGCGUUUUGAGCUUCAACAGGGCAAA
Actinia tenebrosa (Australian red waratah sea anemone) is the source of this 4731-nucleotide messenger RNA. RefSeq lists its product as uncharacterized. The record is from RefSeq and is a predicted model, not a curated record. NCBI's taxonomy places the organism in Eukaryota, Metazoa, Cnidaria, Anthozoa, Actiniaria, Actiniidae.